This is a messenger RNA of Striga hermonthica, 1806 nucleotides long. NCBI's taxonomy places the organism in Eukaryota, Viridiplantae, Streptophyta, Magnoliopsida, Lamiales, Orobanchaceae. The record is from the annotation of a GenBank genome assembly.
AUGACGACUCCAUCCUCUAGCGCCACCACGAUCGCUGCCCCUCUGUCGCUCCCGAUCACGGAGAAGCUGCACAAGGGCAAUUUUCCUCUAUGGAAGGCGCAGGUCAUGCCGGCCAUCCGAGGCGCACAACUUGAAGGCUUCAUCUUCGGUACCGAGCCGGCGCCACCAAAAGAAGUCGACAUCAUCGUCGACAGCAAACCCGUAAAGAAGAUCAAUGAAGAAUACGCCAAGUGGAUCGCGCGUGAUCAGCAAGUAGUAAGCUAUCUGCUUACCUCGCUCACGACGGAGAUCUUGACUCAAGUCGCCGACAAAAACUCGGCGGCUGAGCUAUGGACAGGGAUCACGGAGAUGUACGCAUCCCGGACCCGUGCGAGGUCUGUGAACACUCGCAUUGCCUUGACGACUACGAAGAAGGGCGACAUGUCCAUGUCCGAAUACUUCAACAAGAUGAAGACUCUCACCUCCGACAUGGCGGCUGCUGGAAAGCCGCUAGAUGAAGAAGAAAUUGUCAGCUACAUCCUCGCUGGACUUGACUACGAGUACAACUCGGUGGUUUCCGCCGUGGUUGCUCGUGUUGAGCCAAUCACCGUGAAUGAGCUUUACACCCAGCUUGUCUCCUUCGACCAUCGCCAAGAGAUGCUUCAGCUAGGUCAAGCUUCUGCAAACGCUGCCUCCCGCGGUCGUGGUGGGGGGCGAGGCUUUCCUCGAGGACGUGGCGGCUACAACCAAGGCCGUGGUGGACAGACUAACCACAGCAACUUCAACCAGGGCCGAGGCGGCGGCUCUGGACGCGGUGGUCCAGGAGGUCACCGUGGAGGCUACAACCAGGGAAAUCGACCACCCAAGCCUAAGUGCCAAGUGUGUGGCAAAGGCCAUACCGCACUUGAGUGCUGGUACAGAUUUGAUCCGGAUGGACGCCUCUAUAUAUCUCGCGAUGUAGUCUUUGAUGAAAACAUCUUCCCGUUCACUGAUCUUCAACCAAAUGCUGGCCCCCGCCUUCGCUCCGAAGUCCUUUUGCUGCCUCAUUCUCUCCAGCCUGCGACUGGGAUUAUAACAGCCCCUGACCAUGUGAUUACUAACCCUACAUAUGCUUCUAAUCCCUCUUAUGACAAUGCAGAAAAUUUAGAGUCAAUUGAUGCAGCGACGGAGCCAGGCGACGCACAUCCGGUAUCGCCGCACGACGGCACCGUCACCGAGGUUGAUCUGCCGGCAGCAACUACCUCGACAACUGCUGCAUCAUCCUCGGGAACGGACGCGUAUCCAGGGGCCGCACCAAACUCGUCCGCGCGCCAACCAGCUACGGCCAUCGGGUCGCCCUCUGCGCGCGUGUCUCCCCCACCAUCCACGCGAUCUGCAGCGAGCGGCCCCCCGGGGGAACACGGCACGUCACCUGGUCGUGCGCCUACGUCGUCUGCGGAACCGGCUGCUGUGGAGUCUUCUGCGGAUGAGCAGCCUGUGGCCGAUCAGGUGGCACCCGAUGAAGAACGGCCUCACACAAGAUCCAAGAGUGGGAUUCACAAGCCAAAACAGUACACUGAUGGUACAGUCAGGUAUAAUUUUCUUGCUACAGCUGAUGAACCUCAUGAUCUGCAUGCAGCACUUAGUAAUGUGAAUUGGAAACACGCAAUGGAUUCGACAUUUGCGCGAGUCCUACGUGUCAGCCUACGCUCUUUACAUGUCCCUUUCACCCCUCCCACACCCCCACAAUCCCAACACCCGGCGACUGAUAUGCACGCGCCGACACCAACCGUCACCACGCCAUAUUUUGAGGCCGGAGCAAAAAAAUCGGAGUCAAUUAACGACUAA